Molecule: messenger RNA, 615 nt
Organism: Chlorella variabilis
Lineage: Eukaryota; Viridiplantae; Chlorophyta; Trebouxiophyceae; Chlorellales; Chlorellaceae
Exons: 8
Coding region: 1-615 (204 amino acids)
Source: RefSeq, a predicted model, not a curated record
AUGGGCAUGCCUCACGAGUUGCCUGAUCAGCUGCCGGGCUCGGCGUUUGAGCAGCUGGGCACGCUGCAGUGGGGGGACCUCGGGGGGGAGUGGGCCCGCGACAGCGACCUGUGGCAGUACUCAAACUCAAAGCUGUACUGCCUCAUGUCCGCUCGGGAGAUGGCCAAGCGCCUGAAGGGCUCUGGGGUGGACGUGCUCGCCACACAGCCUGGGCUGGUGUCCACGCCUCUGUACGACCGGACCGCCCCGGAGAAGGUGACGUCGUGGCUGUUCACGGCGGCGGCGCGGGUGAUGGGGCAGAGCCCCAGCCGCGGCGCAUACAGCCUCGUGUAUGCUGCAGGCGCUCCAGAGCUGGACGGCAGGGGCGGCUCCUACAUCGGUCCGCCCUAUCUGGGCAUGCGGCUGUACGAGGAGACUGCCCACCUGCUGGAGGAGAAGACCGGGGAGCGCCCGCUCCCCAACAAGCUGCCGGCCGCGGAGCACCCCUGGCAGGAGAAGGCGGCUGGGCGGGACAGGGCGCACCCUGUGGACGCCACCCUGGAGGCCCGCCCGCCGCCGUACCGCCAUUCGCUCCGUUCGCUCGUGGCGGUGGCGAUGCAAGGCCCCGGCGAUUGA